GUGUUCAAACGCUUCGUCGAGAUUGGCAGAGUUGCCUUCAUUUCCUUCGGGCCGCAUGCUGGCAAGCUGGUGGCCAUUGUGGAUGUUAUUGACCAAAAUAGGGCAUUAGUUGAUGGCCCCUGCAGUGGUGUCAGAAGGCAGGCUAUGCCCUUCAAGUGCAUGCAGCUGACUGACUUUGUUCUCAAGUUCCCUCACAGUGCUCGUCAGAAGUGUGUGCGACUUGCCUGGGAGAAGGAAAAUAUAAAUGCAAAAUGGGCAGCAACAAGAUGGGCGAAGAAGAUUGAAGCCCGAGAAAAGAAAGCCAAAAUGACUGACUUUGAUCGCUACAAGGUUAUGAAAGCGAAGAAAAUGAGAAACAGGAUCAUCAAGCACGAAAUGAAGAAGCUCCAGAAGAUGUCUUCUAAAAAAGGGAAGAAGUUAGAGAAGCCGGAGAAGGCACAGAAGCCAGAGAAGGCACAGAAGUCAGCAAAGGUGCAGAAGGCACAGAAGGCACAGAAAUAA
Balearica regulorum gibbericeps (East African grey crowned-crane) is the source of this 501-nucleotide messenger RNA. The record is from RefSeq and is a predicted model, not a curated record. Lineage: Eukaryota; Metazoa; Chordata; Aves; Gruiformes; Gruidae.